AUGGACGACGAAACGUUCAUUGCAAGCCGCUUGAGCGAAGCCGGCAUCGCAGCUGAUCAGGAAGCCAUCCAACUUGUGAAGCAGUGUGCCAUCUAUGGCAAAACAGGAUGCAAAGACCGUGAGAUCAUGUCACUAAGCGCGGCACUAUCGACUCUGGCUAGCAAAACCUCAUCGAGCGUGUUCAAACAUCUGGAAAAGAAGUAUGCAGAAACUACUUCUUCAGCAAUCCAGUCAACCACUGCUGUCGCCGGUAAGGUUGGCCAAGUGUUGGGAGCCGCGGGAGCAGUCUUGAGCAUUGCCACUUUUGUCUUCAACCUAGUCGCGGAUAUUCAGGAUCGCGAAGAGACGAAUGAGAUUGCUCAGCGACAUUUGUCAGGCUUUGAUGCUGCUACUGGACUCCAGCCAGAAUCCAUCCGCAUCGUAGCGGCUGUCAAACAAAUUGUUGAGAGAGGCUUCGACCAGCAUGAACUACGUUCGAUCAAUGCCGAGAGCAGUGUCACCGUUGACUUUCUGGUCAACACCAUCAUCCCUCUUGCGCAUGAUCUCGAGAGGUUGGACGAUCAAACGGUCGCACGCUAUCAUGUGAGACUUGUUGAGCGCAUCAAUGUCAACCGCAAAGAUAUACACAUCCACUUCCAGAGGUUCAGCUCGGGAGUAGAAGGCAUAGCUACUCGUGCGGACUACCAGAUUGAUACGAACCAUUUGGUUUGUUACGCAAAGGCAUGCACGCUAGAUGCAUUCCUGACGUUCUACGAAUUGCUGUUGUCGAACCGCAUGCAUGAUGGCCUCGUAGAACACAACUGUUCCUUGUUCACUCAGCGCAAUCACGAUGCGGUGGCAGUCCUUCAAAAAUACCUCGAGAUGUAUACAACGGGACGGACGCAGAUGAUCAAGACGUAUUACUAUUACGAUGGCCAUAAUGCUCUACAUCGUGACUGCGUCUAUGAUGACGCAUCUCCACUCGACAACAUCAUCAGCCCGAUUCCACUCGAAGAAGUCGCAAGAUCGGGGGUGGAUUGGAAUGGAUGUGGUAUGGAGAUGGUAAACGGCCACUGCAAGUUCUGGUCCGCAAUAUGGGUGAAUCGAACGCACCCGGCUGCACAGAGAACCAAACACGCAGCAAUCCGAUAUAUACAGGGUCGCACAGUCAUUGACACGGGCGAGGAUUGGCAAAGACUCGUGGGUCGGCCACAAGAUACCAUGACCAGAUUAGAGGGCAAGAUCAAGGCGAUCACGUUUUGGACUCAAAGAGCAAUGAUCAAAGCAAACAUCAAACAUAUGCAGGAGAGUGUUUUGCAAAAGAUUGCUGAGCAGGCUAAGAUCGGAGAGCACAAAGCUGGAUCGGGAUGGUGGCCUUGGUAA
Aureobasidium namibiae CBS 147.97 is the source of this 1362-nucleotide messenger RNA. RefSeq lists its product as uncharacterized. Lineage: Eukaryota; Fungi; Ascomycota; Dothideomycetes; Dothideales; Saccotheciaceae. The record is from RefSeq and is a predicted model, not a curated record. The transcript has 2 exons. The coding region runs from base 1 to 1362 and encodes 453 amino acids.